CCACACCCUGGCCCAGACUGCCAGCCCUGACGGGACAGAGCCAGGGCACUCACCAGGCUGCAAGAACAGUGCUGGGCAGGGACCCACUAGUGAGGGGCCAGGCCUGCUUCCCCAGGGCCUAGCUGAGGAAGACAGGGCAGAGGGGCCAACAGUCUCACACCUUGCUGGGACAUCCUGGACUCUGGAACCAAGAGCAAACAGGGAUGUCAAAACAGUAUGCGAAACUGUGGAUGAUCGCGGGGCAUUGUGGUGCAUGCCUGUAAUCCCAGCACUUUGGGAGGCUGAGGCAGGAGGAUCACUUGAGCCCAGGAGUUCCAGACCACCCUGGACAACAGAGUGAGAACCUGUCUCUACAAAAAAAAAAAUUUUUUUUUUUAAAUUAGCCGGGCAUGGUGGCACAUGCCUGUACUCUCAGCUACUCAGGAGGCUGAGACAGGAGGAUGGCUCGAGCCCAGGAAUUUGAGGCUGCAGUGCACUAUGAUUGCACCACUGCACUCCAGCCUGGACAACAGAGGGAGACCCUGUCUCUAAAAAAAUAAACAAAUUUUAAAAAGUGUGGAUGCUGAUGAGGAUGGGGGCUUCCAAGCCAGAGGGAGGGUUGGGGCAUGACUGGACUGGACUGGGCAGUGGGGUCAGUGUUUGGGGGUCUAGGGUCAGCAUUUGAGGUCAUAGUGUCAGUAGUGGGGUCACAGGGUUGCUAUGGGGGAUGUUUGCAGUGGGAGUGGGGGUCACUCAAGCAAUUAUGGAGCACUUUCAGGGACAGCAAUGGGAAGAACCGCAGGGUCAUUCUUGAGGUGAGUACCCCCACGUCGGGGUCCAUGUGCCCGCCUCAGGCACAGGCAGAGGUGGGCCCCACCAUGACUGAGAAGGCAGAGAUGGUGUGUGCCCCCAGCCCAGCGCCUGCCCCACCCCCUAAGCCUGCCUCGCCUGGGCCCCCGCAGGUGGAGGAGGUGGGCCACCGAGGAGGCUCCUCACCCCCCAGGCUGCCACCUGGUGUACCAGUGAUCAGCCUGGGCCACAGCAGGCCCCCAGGGGCAGCCAUGCCCACCACAGAGCUGGGCACUCUGCGGCCCCCGCUGCUGCAACUCUCCACCCUGGGAACUGCCCCACCCACUUUGGCCCUGCACUACCACCCUCACCCCUUCCUCAACAGUGUCUACAUUGGGCCAGCAGGACCUUUUAGCAUCUUCCCUAGCAGCCGGUUGAAGCGGAGACCAAGCCACUGUGAGCUGGACCUGGCUGAGGGGCACCAGCCCCAGAAGGUGGCCCGGCGCGUGUUCACCAACAGCCGGGAGCGCUGGCGGCAGCAGAACGUUAACGGCGCCUUCGCCGAGCUGAGGAAGCUGCUGCCGACGCACCCGCCCGACCGGAAGCUGAGCAAGAACGAGGUGCUCCGCCUAGCCAUGAAGUACAUCGGCUUCCUGGUGCGGCUGCUACGCGACCAAGCCGCAGCUCUGGCCGCAGGCCCCACCCCUCCCGGGCCCCGCAAACGGCCGGUGCACCGGGUCCCAGACGACGGCGCCCGCCGGGGAUCCGGACGCAGGGCCGAGGCGGCAGCGCGCUCGCAGCCCGCGCCCCCGGCCGACCCCGACGGCAGCCCCGGUGGAGCGGCCCGGCCCAUCAAGAUGGAGCAAACCGCUUUGAGCCCAGAGGUGCGGUGACCGCACGCGGCAGCACCUCUGAGCCGGAGGGCACCAGGGACUCGGCCCAGGGCCGUCAAGGAAAGGGCAGUGGACGUGCUGCGCAUGUUCGGGAGCGAACUCCCCCGAAGAAGGACCAGUGAAGACGUCAGGGGCAAGGUCUCGGGGGUCCGGAAGGGUGAUCAUCGACCCCCAAGGGACCCGCAGACCCUUAAAAAAAAUCACCCACAACCCUCUGGAAGUGGCCUUGCCCGGGUCCCCUUCCCAGGGGCGAGGUCGGCAAAGCAACAUGGCAGAGCAGUCAUAGGACCCAAGUGGUGCCUCAUUUUUUCCGGGCUGGGGUCGCGGGGGGAGGCCAGGAGGGGCUGGGGAGGCUUCGCUUUUCUCACCGUCGGCCCCUCUGGGAGACCCAGGGGCAGACGCUCGUCGACGGCGUCUGCUGCGCUCCCGGCGCUUGGAGAGAGGCGCAGAAUCCAAGUCGGGGACGCACCCUACCGACCCCGACCCAGUCCCGCACGGUCGCGUUAGCGAAGGGUCAGGCGCUCUCGCGUUUGUUUUUCUUUAUUUCUUUAUUUCACAUACACAUUAGCCAUUCAAUGGAGAAGCCGGAGAGAGUCAGGCAAAGAUGGUAUAACAGAAGCGCAGUGACGGGGGCGGGGCGGGGCGGGGCGGAGAGGGAACAGACGGGCUGGCUGCCUACUUGCAUUCCGCUAGGACACUGAAAACCCAGAAAACAAAACAGACAGUAAACUACCCUUGUUUCUUAUGUAUCUCAGUGCAGAGACGGGGGUGGAGGGCAGAGAAGAGGGGGAGACCAGGCUGAAGGAGGAGGAGCAGAGGGAGGGGGACGCUAAGGGGGAAGCACACCAAAUCCAUUAGUACUAUAUAUAGAGAUACUCGUAUAUACUGCGUUUCUUAGCCUAAGAAGAAACUUGUUUGACGGGACGGGCGGCCUUUGCGGUCCGCGAUGCUGGUGCUGGUCGGGCGCACGGAUCUCCCGGGAGGGGCCGAAGCGGGGCUGGCCCAGGCUGGCUUGCGGGGGGAGGGGGGCGCCCCGAGGGUGGGUGGGGUGGGGGGGAGCAGAGGCGGGGCUGGGGUGCCCCUCGGGCUCUCGAUUGGGGGACGAAAGUUCUCGUGACUUUAUUGCUCCUUUAUUUUCUCUCGUGUGGGGGGGUCUGUUCAGCACGGUCAGGGUGGGGGAGUGGUGGGUCGUCUGAGCCACCCGGCCCCUCUGGGACCCAGAGCGCGGCGUCCGCUCCGCCAGCACGGGGGUGAGAACAAGGCACUAGGUCGGCCGGCCAGCGCAGGGGCGGGUGUGUAAGGCAGUCGACAGGGCUGGUUGCGGGGUGGGGCGGGGCUGUGUGCGGGGCCGUGUGCGUGCGUGCGUGCGGGCGCGGGCCUGGGCAAAUCGACCUGUCAGCGUGGCUGGUCCUGUCCUGGAGCGUCGAGCCUUCCCGGUGUUCCCCGGAGGGGGUCGGGGAUAGGAUGAGAGAUGUUGAAUGGGGGCGGGAGGGGCGCCGGGAAAGGGGGGAGGAAACUACCAACUUGCUGAGCGCGCUCCUGAUAAUGCUGGUGAGGGUCAAGUUGGCGUCUGGCUCAAAGAAGGGCGCUCGGGGCGGAGAGGGAGGGAGGGAGGGGACGUUUGUUCGUUGGCAUUGACCUCUGCGGGGGAGGGGCCGGGGACCCCUGCCGCGCCCCCGUACCCGGACGGGGAUGGGGCGAGGAGGGGUGCUGGGCCCCAGGGAGGGGCGCCCGGGGAGACCCGCGGCCGGAGCAGUCCAGCCGCCGGGGGCACGCCGCUGUCCCGUUCCGUUAAACUCAACAAAGAAGGGAUAUGCGUAUUCCUAACAAGUGCAGGAUAUUUAAUUGAUUCAUAAACUUAUGUAUAAUAGUUUGUGGGUUCUUUAAAACGUACUUUAUAAUGUAAGAAGCACCAGGGUUUUAUGUUUAAUUAUCUUAAAAAUAAUUUUUCUCUCGUCCUUUUCCUUUUUGAUCUUGUGUUGGUUGAUUUUUUAAAUGUCGAGGUGUUUUUUUUAAACUCUAAAAUGUGAACGUUUCCUUCAGCCCUCCCACCGAAACAGAACGAACGACGAAACAAAUAAAAACCCCAGAUCAUCCUCGUCAACGCAGGAAAACGACUUAAAAAAAAAAAAAAAAACUAAAAA
This is a messenger RNA of Pan troglodytes (chimpanzee), 3805 nucleotides long. It is a transcript of the gene LYL1, whose product is annotated as LYL1 basic helix-loop-helix family member. The coding region runs from base 606 to 1661 and encodes 351 amino acids. The record is from RefSeq and is a predicted model, not a curated record. The transcript is spliced from 5 exons. Gene Ontology annotation, molecular function: RNA polymerase II cis-regulatory region sequence-specific DNA binding; DNA-binding transcription factor activity, RNA polymerase II-specific; protein dimerization activity. NCBI's taxonomy places the organism in Eukaryota, Metazoa, Chordata, Mammalia, Primates, Hominidae. Gene Ontology annotation, biological process: regulation of transcription by RNA polymerase II.